AUGUUGGCAAACCGUUCAGUGCAAGGCUUACUCCUACGAAGAUGUCUAUAUCGAAUUCCCUCGAGAUUCAACUCAUCCAAAGCAAAGGAUGAGAAAAAUCACGAUGACAAAUCAUCGGAGAUCUCCAAACGAGAGAAGGACCUCCACGAUGUUCAACAGUUUAAGAUCAAACGAACCACUUCAAAGUCUGCACCAGCUCCUAUGGAGUUCAAUGGCGUUGAACAGCUAAUGAAGAAGAAUAAUAAACCGUAUAUUCCAAAGUAUAAACACCAGAGAGUCACUUUUGAAUACCCUGAUCUUCCCAACAAAGAUCAAUACAAUACACUCAACAAUAAACCCAAGAGAAUAUCUCGAUGGACAAGAUAUAUACCCAAGAUAUUGACAGUGAUUGGUGUUAUUUGGGCUGGGUAUACUAUCAAAGUAUGGUAUUUGGAUGAUCCUGAGGAAGGACAAGAUAGCAACGAGUUACUAGAUCCCAAUGAAUUCCACAAGUUUAUCGUUACUCACAAGGAACAAAUUGAUGAUGAACAUUUCAUUAUUGAACUCAAAUCAAAGUACGAUAGAUGGGAGUACAGUUUUGCUACUAACCCCGACAAGAAAUCCUUGUGGAAUGGCGAUCAUAUUUGGUCCGUUGAAGUGAAGCAACCGGAUAUCAAUGUCGUUAGAUCAUACACUCCAUUGCCCAUGUAUUACAUGAAAUCUGAAUAUACUCGAUCAGGUGAAAAAACUCCGCUUUUGAAAAUCUUGAAUCCGGAAGUUGAUGAUUUAGACAAGAAUGGUACAAUGUGUCUUUAUGUCAAGAGAUACAAACAAGGUGAAGUAUCACGAUAUAUUACUGAUCGUGAAAUUGGCGAUGAGUUGGAAUUGAGGGGUCCCACCAUUGAAUACAAGUUCCCCUAUCAUCCUUUAAAGAAAAUCCAUCAACGUCCUAUAUUCAAAGAUCUACCUUCCAAAGUUGAGCCUGAUAAUAUGAUUGAAUCAAUAAAACGAGAUCUGAAGUUACCCGAUGUGGAUAACAUGGAUUUUUAUGCAGCUGGAACUGGUAUUGCCCCAAUUUUGCAAGUGCUUUUUUCCAAGAAUCCGUACUUGGGAUAUGUCAAUCUCCAUUAUUCGGCUCGAAAACCGGGUGAGAUUGGUGUAUUGCUGAGAUUCUUAUUUUUUUUAAAUAAGUUAGAUCGCAUAAGUUUCCAUUGUCAUUAUGAUAGUGAGCCAAAAACAAUCUUAACCGAGACGGACAUCCCACAACCUGCCGAACCAAACUACUAUUCGCCAAAGAAACUAGAUGAGGUGACAGCCCAACUAUCACCGCAAGAAGCAUUAAAUGUAAGAAUGCAAGUGAUGAAGGAUGAAGAGGAGAUGAAGCCGGAAAAAGUUAAAAAAUUGAUACAAUCUGCUAGUGAGCGUGGUGAACGAUACGGAACUGCUUUGGAGCAAGCAAUGGUUACUGCCACUAAGCCUAAGAAAUCAGCUGCAUUGGCAAUCGUUUGUGGUCCGGAUGGAUACGUUGAGUACGUUUCUGGCCCCAAGGAUUUGGUACACAAGACACAAGGACCAGUUACUGGGUUACUUGGUGAAAAAAAAUGGAAUAAUUCCAAUGUAUUUAAGCUAUAG
This is a messenger RNA of Lodderomyces parapsilosis, 1611 nucleotides long. RefSeq names its product oxidoreductase. Bases 1 to 1611 code for a protein of 536 amino acids. NCBI's taxonomy places the organism in Eukaryota, Fungi, Ascomycota, Pichiomycetes, Serinales, Debaryomycetaceae. The record is from RefSeq and is a predicted model, not a curated record. Gene Ontology annotation, molecular function: oxidoreductase activity. The transcript has a single exon.